AGGACGGCACCCCCAUCCUGGAGCGCAUCGAGCACCGCGUCUCCUUCCACGACAACCGCGACCGAGCGUUGAGCUUCCCGGAACUCGCGAGGGACCAGCUGGCCCACUACGCAGUGCUUCAUGUCACCUUGGUGAAGGCCACCGGGCUCGUCGCCGCGGACGAGUACCUCGUGUCGGAGGCAUCUUCCGACCCGUAUGUCGUCGUCUUGGUGGAAGACAACGAGUUGGAGCGCACGCCUGCGGUGAAAUGCUCCCUUGAGCCCGAGUGGAACUGCACGAAAGAGGUUCCUAUCCAUACGGCCAACGACGUCGUGCAGCUGCGGGUCAUGGAUGAGGACCUCUUGACCAGCGACGACCUCCUGGGCUUCGUGGAGUUCCCAGUCUCGGGCCUGCCGAUCAACGAGCCGGUGCGGGGUUGGCUCAGCCUGACCGCGAAGGACUGUCCUCCUGACAGGGGCUCGAGGCUGGAGGCCGAGGGCUCAGACGAAGAGCCUGAGGAGGAGAUGCGCGCCACAGGGGAUUCCAGGCAGGUGGUUCUCUCCCUCCCUGCCUCGGGGUCCUCUGAGGGCGCGGCCACGGGAUCUGGCACCGAGGGAGUGGCCACCGAGCACGACCUGAUCUCGAUCAGCGGCUACAGAGUGUGCAGGAUUCUCAGCGGCGAGUGCAAGACCGUGGACGGCAAAGCGAUCAGGCCCAGGAUCAGGAAGGUCGAGCUGUUCCGUGCCGGCCUGGACCCGAAGUCGGGACGACCACAGAGGUCGAGCUCGGUAGACUCUGUCCAGCUGUUCGCCACGGUGUUCAGGCCCGGCCCAGGCGCCGCUUGCACGUUCGAAGGGGCGCUCGGGCACAGCUGUGGGAGGAUCCGGAGUCCGCCGGGGACUCUGGACAACGCGGCGCUUCGAGGCCCCGCGCGCGGGGCGUCUGCGAGCGCCCUCAGGUUCAAAGCCUUGGCGGAGGGCUCGCGCGAGAGGUUCGAAGGUCGCGGUUUGCGCGCCGUGCCCGACGCUGUCGCGCCCCCGCGGUUCAUUGGCAACUGCGCCCCUGGCAAGUGCUUCGCGACUGGCGCGGCGACUUUCAGCGCGGGCGAAGAUGAUGGCGCGUCAUUUCUCGCGUCGUCGAUGCCGGCGACCACGGCGACGAUUCUUGGCUAA
Messenger RNA from Prorocentrum cordatum, 1151 nucleotides. The record is from the annotation of a GenBank genome assembly. Lineage: Eukaryota; Dinophyceae; Prorocentrales; Prorocentraceae.